GCUUCUCCUCGUCCCCAGCGUUUCGGGUUUCGUGCCCCCGCUCGGCGCCCGCCUAAUCGGCCGGCCUCCGUCCCCACGCGGGGCCCUCGGACAGGCCACCUGCACGAGGACGUGGGCCGACGCGCUGCGGCCUCUCCCGGGGAGGGAGGCGCGCUGGAGCCACCUUCGCGCGCGGUGCGGCGCCCCUUGGGUGGCAGCGCUGCCCGGAGCGCAGGCGGCGUGGGGGUUGUCUCAAGGGGGAAAGGGCGCGCAGCGCGCGCUCCAGGCCUGUUUCCAGAGCAGACGCCCCAGAGCGGUCGGAGCCGGCGCCGGCGGUGUGGCGUGGGCCGGGUCGCGGUCGUGAGAGGGGGUUCCCGUCCGCCCUCCGUCCCGGGGCUGUUGGGAAGGGAGGCCGGGCUCCUGCGUCCAAGGGCCGCGCAGGCCCGGGUAGGAAUGCGUGGGCUCCGGUGCGUUCCGGAGGCCCUUCUGCUCGCGGAGUGGUCGAGCGCGCAGAGCCCGAGCCCGGGACGCUGGGGGCUUUCCCGCGGCUCUACUCGCACGUCUGCGUUCGGCGCGCCGGCGUGACACCGGUGGGAGUACGGGCUGAGCGCGGACUGUGCGCCGGGCCUCGCCGGGCCUCUUCUCGUUCCCAGAAUAACCCCUCGCGAGGGUCCCUUGUAUGAUCCGCGCGGGGACUCGCCGGGAGGGGUCUGCCCCCAGGUUGCGCCUCCACCCCACUCUGGAGGCCCUGCGUGUGCUGAGGCCCUGUCUCGCGAGUGACUGUGCCUGGCCUCGGCGCGGUUGGCAAGCGCCCAGUCUCUGUCGGGGAUCAUUUCGGUCACGUGUGUGUUUUAAGAGAAGAGAAGGUUAUGGAGAAGAUAUCAACCUGAAUUCUCCUAACAAAGGUCUGCUGUCCGACUCCAUGACAGAUGUCCCUGUCGACACAACGGUGGCUGCCCAGACUCCUGCUGUCGAGGGUCUGACUGAGGCUGAGGAGGAGGAGCUUAGGGCUGAGCUUGCAAAGGUGGAAGAGGAAAUUGUCACUCUGCGCCAGGUCCUGGCAGCCAAGGAGAGGCACUGUGCAGAGCUGAAAAGGAAGCUGGGCCUCUCUGCCUUGGAGGGCCUGAAGCAGAACCUGUCCAGGAGCUGGCAUGACGUGCAAGUCUCUAACGCCUAUGUGAAAACUUCUGAGAAACUUGGAGAGUGGAAUGAGAAAGUGACCCAGUCAGACCUCUACAAGAAGACUCAAGAAACUCUCUCCCAGGCGGGACAGAAGACGUCGGCUGCCCUGUCCACCGUGGGCUCCGCCAUUAGCAGAAAGCUCGGGGACAUGAGGAAUUCUGCCACCUUCAAGUCGUUUGAAGACCGAGUUGGGAACAUAAAGUCUAAGGUUGUAGGUGGCAGAGAGAAUGGCACUGAGAACCUGCCCUCCCCGACCGGGAGUGGCGCCAAGCCCCUGCCCGAUCACACGCCUUUCUAAGCCCAUCCCAGCUUUGCCCUGCCAUGGAGAAGUGCAAGCCCGCCCUCAUCGUCACAGCCGCGACGCUGUAGCGGAGCAGCCCGUCAGACCUUGGGUGGAUGCACCGAGCUGGCUUUGAGGAGGGUCCUGUCAUUCCCAUGUAUACGUGGCUGCUGUGUUCGCAUGAGUUCUACAGAACGCGGUCUUGUACGCAGAUGCUUUCCACUGAAGUUGGUAGAUGCAGACCACUGUGCCGUCCUUCCUGGGGUGCAGGGAGUAGACAGGACAGUGGGCCCUUUGGCGGUCUUGUUAGUUCGCGAGAACAUGGAAGGAACGGGAGAGUGAUAAGCAUAAAAUAAGUGGUAUUUCCUCAGCCUCCCCUUUCGUGAGUUAUAGAAGGAAUCUGCGGAAGAAAGAUUCAUCCAGAAAGUCCUCUGAUCUUCAGUUUUUAUUUCAAAUGCUAAAUGAGAAAACUGUCCAAUUUUUGAAACCCUCCAGCAAGAACCUGGUUAUCAACAGCGCCUAAUUCUUACACUAAUGAUCUAGCUUUAACAAAAGCAAAUUCUUUAUUUUUUAAAUGCAGCGAAUUUUUCGAAAAUUUAAGCCAAGCAAAGCAGCUUUAGUCUCCAUUAGAAAACACUAUUUCUUUGGACUCAAGCUGACAUACAAGCCUUACAUCGCAAUAUGCUUUAUUUGUUUAUAAUGUUUUUUAUAUGAAAAUAAGGGUUCUUCAGUGGGUUUCGAGCGUUAUGUAGACUUCUGCGUCUAGCCCAAAGGGCAGCAUGCUUGGACCCUUGGUGCGUUUUGUUCAGUGGAUGCACUGCAUUCCAGUGUAUGAAGCUUGCUUCUCUCUCCUCAAGGACCGGGGUAGCUCCUGCCAGCCAGGGGGCUCUGGGCCUCUGGGGGUGGAGGUGGGGGUAGGCAGGAGAAGCAGAAGCCAACACCCUCCACAGACGGCUCGGCUCCAACAUGCCCGUUCGCUGCGCCCUGGGGACAAGUGAGAAGCAGAUGGGCCCUGCGUCGGGUCGGCUGGGACUCUGCUUUCGCCUUUUCUCAGGAGCUACAAAGAUCUCAUUCCCAUGCUGAAGCUGCCACACCCCAGCAGCCUUGUGGUCAGGGCCCCACGCAUGGGGUGUGUCUGGAGGGGCAGCUCCGUGCCUUAUUGGCUUCCAGCAGGCCGAGAGCGCACCUGUGCACGCGCAGAGUCCACUCUAGUAGACCGUGGUGUCCUCUGGUAAGCCGAGUGUCCGCUGGUCACUUCAGACGCCCUGGGUGGACUGCGGUCUGUGCUGGCGCCAUGGGAAGAACAGCAUUUGGUGUUUUCUCUUCAGGGUUAGAAUCACGGAUGGGGUGUGGUGAGAAAGCAGGACGCAAGUGUAGUAACUGAUUCAUCUUUUCCUUAAAGUGGAUAAUGGGGACUUUGUCAAUAAAGCAUUCCUUUGGGGAAGAACCCA
Messenger RNA from Enhydra lutris kenyoni (northern sea otter), 2892 nucleotides. RefSeq names its product tumor protein D52 like 2 (gene TPD52L2). Gene Ontology annotation, cellular component: cytoplasm. The record is from RefSeq and is a predicted model, not a curated record. The transcript has 7 exons. Gene Ontology annotation, biological process: carbohydrate metabolic process. The coding region runs from base 659 to 1459 and encodes 266 amino acids. NCBI's taxonomy places the organism in Eukaryota, Metazoa, Chordata, Mammalia, Carnivora, Mustelidae.